GUCCUCCUAAUUCCAAUUCAUGUUAUCAUACAUUUUAUUUGAAUUUCAAAUUCUUUAUUACCGGUUACUUCUGUUUUGUCUCUCUUCUUUUUUUUAUUUCUUUUUUUUUUAAAUAUAAUUAAUCCUUUUUAUUUAGCUCUCUUUCUCUCUCUCGCGCCUUUCCCUUUGGUUUCUCUGGCGAGAUUCCUGCGGUUUGUGGUGGAACUCGGCUUCUAGAGGGGAACAAUGAGUGAUCCAAAACCAGAGACCCCCUUGAUUCCACCACAAUCAUCAUCAUCCUCAAGAAACCUCCCAGACUUCAAAAAAUCCGUCAAACUAAAAUAUGUUAAGCUCGGCUACCAUUACCUUAUUACCCAUGGAAUGUUCCUCUUCCUUUCCCCUCUAGUUGUUGUAAUUGUGGCUCAGCUUUCGACAUUUUCGCUCCAAGAUCUUUAUGAUCUCUGGGAGCAUCUCCAAUUCAACUUGAUUUCAGUUAUCAUUUGCUCGACCCUCCUUGUUUUCCUGUGCACGCUAUAUUUCUUCACCCGUCCUCGCCCUGUGUAUCUUGUCAACUUCUCCUGCUACAAACCAGAAGAACCCCGUAAAUGCACGAAGAAGAUUUUCAUGGACCAGUCUCGGAUGACUGGUACUUUUACAGAGGAGAAUCUUGACUUCCAGCACAAGAUCCUUCAGAGAUCUGGCCUUGGGGAUUCGACUUACCUUCCAGAGGCUGUGCUCAACAUUCCUCCAAACCCAUCGAUGAAAGAAGCGAGGAAAGAGGCUGAAGCUGUGAUGUUUGGUGCAAUUGAUGAGCUAUUGGCGAAGACCUCAGUGAAACCUAAGGACAUUGGAAUCUUGGUUGUGAAUUGCAGCUUGUUCAAUCCAACUCCAUCACUUUCGGCGAUGGUUGUCAAUCAUUACAAGCUUCGAGGGAAUAUAAUUAGCUAUAAUCUUGGUGGAAUGGGUUGCAGUGCAGGUCUUCUUUCGAUUGACCUGGCUAAGGAUCUUCUUCAGGUCCAUCCCAACUCCUACGCACUGGUUGUCAGCAUGGAGAACAUUACAUUGAACUGGUACUUUGGUAACGAUCGAUCAAAGCUUGUGUCGAAUUGUUUAUUCCGAAUGGGAGGGGCUGCUAUACUCCUCUCAAACAAAAGGUCCGACAGAAGAAGAUCAAAAUACCAGUUGGUGAACACAGUCCGUACUCACAAGGGUGCUGAUGAUAAGUGCUUUGCCUGUGUUACCCAAGAAGAAGACUCCAAUGGGAAAAUUGGUGUUUCUCUAUCAAAGGAACUCAUGGCAGUGGCAGGUGAUGCUUUGAAGACCAACAUCACCACAUUAGGCCCUCUUGUGCUGCCAAUGUCAGAGCAGCUACUUUUCUUUGCUACAUUGGUUGCGAAGAAACUUUUUAAGAAGAAGAUCAAGCCUUACAUCCCUGAUUUCAAGCUAGCCUUUGAGCACUUUUGCAUUCAUGCCGGAGGAAGAGCUGUUUUGGACGAAUUGGAGAAGAACUUGCAGCUGUCUGAUUGGCACAUGGAGCCAUCAAGGAUGACCCUGUAUCGAUUUGGAAACACUUCAAGCAGUUCUCUUUGGUACGAAUUGGCUUAUUCCGAAGCCAAGGGGAGGAUGAAGAAAGGAGAUAGGACAUGGCAAAUAGCUUUCGGGUCAGGGUUCAAGUGCAAUAGUGCUGUCUGGAAGGCUUUAAGGACUAUAAACCCAGCAAAGGAAAAGAACCCAUGGAUGGACGAGAUCCAUCAGUUCCCAGUAGAGGUUCCAAAGGUGUCUGCCAUCUAAAACAUCAAUUCAAAUUUGGUACUUCCUCAUAGUCAUUCUUGUGUCACUGUAUUUUUGUUGAUGAUGCUGUUUGUUUGGAUGAGGUUUUGUCUGGUUGAAAUGUUUUGUUGACUUUCCUAAUGAUGGUCUCUGGGGAUAAUGAGAGCAAGAUUAAUUAACAUUUAUUUAUUUGGGGUGGUGGGAUUUGUGUGGCAUUCUAUGGAGUUAUUGGAUUUCUGGAUUCUUGGCAGUCUAGUCUAGUUGACUACAUUUUGAGCAUUUUAAAUAGGAUAAUUGUACGAGUUUAUUCACUGCUAGAUUGUAGAACAUUUGUGACGGAUUUUUAUGAUGAUGGAAUUGGAAGGUCCUACUAAAUUUAUUAUCUA
This is a messenger RNA of Morus notabilis, 2135 nucleotides long. RefSeq names its product 3-ketoacyl-CoA synthase 11. Gene Ontology annotation, cellular component: membrane. Lineage: Eukaryota; Viridiplantae; Streptophyta; Magnoliopsida; Rosales; Moraceae. Gene Ontology annotation, molecular function: acyltransferase activity, transferring groups other than amino-acyl groups. The record is from RefSeq and is a predicted model, not a curated record. The coding region runs from base 226 to 1770 and encodes 514 amino acids. Gene Ontology annotation, biological process: fatty acid biosynthetic process. The transcript is spliced from 2 exons.